ACACUGUUUUGAGGCAAGCAAAGCAAAAAAAAAAAAAAAAAACCAAAGCUAUUUCAAGCAAAACAAAACAGGUUGCACUGAUCUUAGGUGGUCUGAGAAUCUUGGGGUUUGUUUCGUUUCUAUGUAUAAUACAUGGAUGAUGAUCAGAGAGAGCAGCUGAAAACUGGUGCAGUCAAGAAAGUAAAUGGGCCUAUAAGGUCCAUAUUCAUGCAUGCCGACGCUGUGGAUUUGUGGUUGAUGACUCUCGGCUUCAUCGGCGCCGUCGGUGAUGGUUUCAGUACACCUCUUGUUUUGCUUGUUACUGGCAAGUUAAUGAACAAUUUUGGUGAUGCUUCAGCUGUCACUUCAGACACGUUCAUUCAAAAUAUCAACAAGAACUCGGUGGCUCUUUUGUAUUUGGCUUGUGGGUCAUGGUUUGCUUGUUUUCUAGAGGGGUUUUGUUGGUCAAGAACAGGUGAAAGACAAGCAACAAGAAUGAGAGCCAGAUAUCUGAAAGCAGUUUUAAGACAAGAUGUGGGGUACUUUGAUUUGCAUGUUAGCAGCACAGCUGAAGUUAUCACUAGUGUUUCAAAUGACAGCCUCGUAAUCCAAGAUGUCCUCAGUGAAAAGGUACCAAAUUUUCUGAUGAAUGUUGCAAUAUUUGUGGGGUGCUACAUGGUAGCAUUUAUAAUGCUGUGGAGACUAGCAAUAGUAGGCUUUCCUUUUGCUGUGCUUCUGGUGAUUCCUGGUUUAAUGUAUGGAAGGGGAUUGAUAGGAAUAGCUAGAAAGAUAAGGGAGGAAUAUAACAAAGCUGGUACAAUAGCAGAACAGGCAAUAUCUUCUAUAAGAACAGUUUAUGCCUUUGUUGGUGAGACCAAAACCAUUGCAGAAUUCUCAGCAGCUUUACAAGGGUCAGUCAAGUUGGGGUUAAAGCAAGGUUUGGCUAAAGGUCUAGCAAUUGGAAGCAAUGGGGUGGUUUUUGCAACUUGGUCGUUCAUGGCUUAUUAUGGUAGUAGGAUGGUCAUGUACCAGGGUGCUAAAGGAGGAACUGUUUUCAUUGUUGGCGCAGCCAUUGCCAUGGGAGGCUUGGCAUUGGGGGCUAGUUUGUCAAACCUGAAGUAUUUCUCUGAAGCAUGUUCAGCUGGGGAGAGGAUAAUGGAAGUGAUAAGAAGGGUCCCUAAGAUUGAUUCAGACAAUUUAGAAGGUGAAAUCAUGGAAAAAUUUUCAGGAUCCGUGGAAUUCAAGCAUGUUGAAUUUGCAUAUCCAUCAAGGCCUGAAACCAUGAUUCUCAAAGAUUUUUCCCUAACCAUUCCAGCUGGAAAGACUGUGGCAUUAGUGGGUGGGAGUGGCUCGGGGAAAUCCACAGUCAUAGCACUACUGCAAAGGUUUUAUGACCCACUAGGGGGAGAGAUACUCCUUGGUGGGGUCGCCAUUGAUAAGUUGCAGGUCAAGUGGCUAAGGUCACAAAUGGGUUUGGUGAGUCAGGAGCCAGCACUUUUUGCAACAACCAUAAAGGAGAACAUACUUUUUGGCAAGGAAGAUGCUACCAUGGAAGAGAUUAUCGAAGCUGCCAAAGCCUCAAAUGCCCACAAUUUCAUCUGCCAAUUGCCACAGGGUUAUGACACUCAGGUUGGCGAAAGAGGAGUUCAAAUGUCAGGAGGACAAAAGCAAAGAAUUGCUAUAGCAAGAGCAAUUAUAAAAGCACCCCGAAUCCUUCUUUUAGAUGAGGCAACAAGUGCACUAGACUCGGAAUCUGAACGAGUGGUGCAAGAAGCAAUAGACCAAGCCUCCAUUGGCCGAACCACCAUAGUAAUCGCCCACCGCCUGUCUACCAUCCGCAACGCUGAUCUUAUAGCAGUUUUCCAAAAUGGCCAGGUUAUAGAAAUUGGAUCACAUAAUGAGCUGAUAGAAAAUCAAAAUGGUCACUACACUUCAUUAGUCCACCUUCAACAAACAGAGAAAGAAAAGAACCCUGAAGAAGCUAACUCAACUUUACCUACUUGUGCUUCAUCUUCAAUCACAAAUAUGGAUAUCAACAACACAAGUAGUAGAAGACUUUCAUUGGUUAGUGGAUCAAGUUCUGCCAAUUCUUUUUCCCAAAACCGUGCUCCACUGGCUGGCGUUUCCGUGGUGGAAGAUCAAGAAAAAUUGCCAGUCCCCUCUUUUAGAAGAUUGUUGGCAUUGAACUUACCAGAAUGGAAGCAAGCAAUGAUGGGAUGUUCAUGUGCAAUCCUAUUUGGUGCAGUUCAACCUGUUUAUGCAUUCUCACUAGGAUCUAUGAUAUCAGUAUAUUUUCUGACUAAUCAUGAUGAGAUCAAGGAAAAGACUAAGAUCUAUGCCUUAUGCUUUCUCGGGUUGUCGGUGUUUUCAUUUCUGAUUAAUGUUGGCCAACAUUAUAAUUUUGCAUACAUGGGAGAAUACUUGACAAAGAGGAUUAGAGAGCGCAUGCUUUCAAAGAUACUCACUUUCGAAGUAGGCUGGCUUGAUCAAGAUGAGAAUUCAAGUGGGGCUAUUUGCUCUAGACUUGCCAAGGAUGCCAAUGUGGUAAGAUCUUUGGUUGGUGACAGAAUGGCACUAGUUGUUCAAACCAUUUCAGCAGUAACCAUAGCUUUCACCAUGGGGCUGGUCAUAGCUUGGAGGCUUGCACUUGUGAUGAUAGCGGUCCAACCAAUCAUCAUCGUUUGUUUCUACGCGAGACGUGUCUUGCUUAAAAGCAUGUCUCAGAAGGCUAUCAAAGCCCAAGAGGAAAGCAGCAAGCUAGCUGCAGAGGCAGUUUCCAACCUCCGAACCAUCACUGCCUUCUCCUCCCAAGACCGAAUCCUGAAAAUGCUCGACAAAGCCCAAGAAGGCCCACGAAGAGAGAGCAUUCGCCAAUCAUGGUUCGCUGGUAUUGGCCUUGGCACAUCAACAAGCCUAACAACUUGUACUUGGGCCUUAGACUUUUGGUAUGGUGGAAAACUUAUGUCACAUGGCUACAUCACUGCAAAGGCUUUGUUUGAAACCUUCAUGAUCUUAGUAAGCACAGGUCGAGUAAUAGCCGACGCAGGAAGCAUGACUUCUGACCUCGCGAAGGGCUCAGAUGCAGUUGGAUCAGUCUUUGCUAUAUUGGAUCGAUACACUAGAAUUGAACCCGAAGACCCUGACGGUUACAAACCCGAAAAGAUGACAGGCCAUGUAGAACUUCGCGACAUAGACUUCGCGUACCCCGCCCGACCAGAUAUUAUUAUCUUUAAAGGCUUCUCACUCAAAAUUGAAGCAGGUAAAUCAACAGCAUUGGUAGGACAAAGCGGGUCGGGUAAGUCAACCAUCAUCGGAUUAAUUGAGAGAUUUUAUGAUCCUCUUGAGGGAGCAGUAAGGAUUGAUGGUAGAGAUAUAAGGUCAUACCACCUUAGGUCGCUAAGGAAACACAUUGCACUUGUUAGCCAAGAGCCCACAUUAUUUGCUGGUACAAUCCGAGAAAACAUUGCAUAUGGUGCAUCUGAUGAGACAGAUGAAGCAGAGAUCAUUGAGGCAGCUAGAGCAGCCAAUGCCCAUGAUUUCAUUUCAGGGUUAAAAGAUGGGUAUCAUACAUGGUGUGGUGAAAGGGGAGUUCAGCUAUCUGGUGGCCAAAAGCAACGCAUUGCAAUAGCAAGAGCCAUAUUGAGAAACCCGGCAAUUUUACUCUUAGAUGAGGCAACCAGUGCCCUUGACAGUCAAUCAGAGAAAGCAGUACAAGAUGCACUUGAAAGAGUAAUGGUGGGGAGAACCAGUGUGAUUGUGGCACAUAGGUUAAGCACCAUUCAAAACUGUGACCAAAUUGCAGUGUUGGAUAAAGGCAAGGUUAUAGAGAAAGGGACCCAUCAAUCUUUGUUGGCUAAAGGACCCACUGGAGCAUACUUCUCAUUGGUUAAUCUCCAAAGGAGACCCCACAACAACACUGCUCACUCAAUCAACUAAAAUUACUUGGGAAAAAGAUAUUGUUAGAUUAGGCUUUUUAUUUAAAGCGAACCAUCCAAACUUUGAUGGUGAAAGGCCUAACUUAUUUACAAUAUUCUCUCCCCAACUUUUCCCUUUCAAUUCCCUAUGCUGAAAGGGAGAUCUGCAAUCACUGUAAUAUCAACUUUGAUUUUUCAAUAAAUGCCUAUUUCUCUCUCUUUUAAA
Messenger RNA from Gossypium raimondii (Peruvian cotton), 4119 nucleotides. Its product is annotated as ABC transporter B family member 15. The record is from RefSeq and is a predicted model, not a curated record. Gene Ontology annotation, molecular function: ATP hydrolysis activity; ATP binding; ABC-type transporter activity. Gene Ontology annotation, biological process: transmembrane transport. The transcript has 7 exons. Bases 133 to 3915 code for a protein of 1260 amino acids. NCBI's taxonomy places the organism in Eukaryota, Viridiplantae, Streptophyta, Magnoliopsida, Malvales, Malvaceae. Gene Ontology annotation, cellular component: membrane.